GAGUGUGUGUGUGAGUGUGAAGGGGUUGGCGGACGGGAGGCGUGUCCACAAACUGGCGUCACCCCGGGCAGGAAUGGGAGCAGGUCUCUCUCUCUCUCUCUCUCGCUUCCUCUCGGUGUGUGGAGGUAAUUGCGGGGAUAGAAGGACAUCCCUGACGCCCGCUGCGUUUGAAAGCCCCGCUCUCAUCCUCUGACAGCUCCCGGCGCGGCUAGCGACGCUGCCAGCUUGUCCAGGCACAGAGCACGGAGUCAGGGUCCAACUUGGAUCAAGGCGGGGGACUUCCGAGGCGCUCGCAGUCAUUGCAAAGAAGCAACGCGCCGAUUACUACAACUUUUAGCGGUGCCGACUCCGGCCAAAGGCGCGGCUCGGCUCGGCUCGGCUUGGCUCGGUGCGGGCCGGUGGAUACAUGCUACAUCUUUCUGCUCAGUGAGGGAAGAGACCCGCUCCAGUCGUUAUCUCCGGGGAGCGGUGGUGGAGACGAGAGGAGAUGUCUGCCUUGGUCAGAAGAUAGACACAAAAUGCUGGAGUAACUCAGCGGGCCAGGCAGCAUCUCUGGAGAGAAGUAAUAGGCGGCGUUUCGGGUCGAGACCCUUCUUCAGACCUUGGUGUGAUAGAGGGCAGCGGGUGAGGCGAGCGGUCCUGGUGACUUUGCGGUUCAAUUGAAGACAUUACCUACUCUUCAGCUGGCUAUUAUUCCCCCCCCCCCCACCACCACCUCUCCCCUCUCUCGAUGCCCGAUCUCACGGACCCAGCGCGGCUGGCGAGGCUGGGUUAGCAGCGACCACCUCUCUCUCAGAAGCCGCCGUGUGGUUUUUUAACCCGAUGGGAUGUGUUUGAGCGAUAGUCCAGUUUGGGACGACAGCGGCGCGCAGUCAGCAGGUACCAGCCUCCCAUUCACCAAGCUUCCAAUGAAGAGAGGCUGAGCAGAGGUGCACAGGAAUGUAUCCCAUGUACAGCGGCAGGCAAUUUGGAUUCAUGAGCGCUAUGCUGAAACUGACGUGUAACUGAAUAUAAUCAACAAGGAUGAGAUUCUGUGCGAGAUCGAUGCUCUUCACUCACUGGCUGUUGCUGGCCUCUGUGUUAAUGCUUGGCUGCCGACCGCUGACGGCUUCAAGUCACCACACCCGGGGCCACUCAGGACAUCAGGUCAAACAAGGCACAUGCGAGGUUGUCGCUUUGCAUCGAUGCUGCAAUAAGAACCGGAUUGAAGAACGGUCGCAAACCGUGAAAUGUUCUUGUUUCCCGGGCCAGGUUGCCGGCACAACUCGAGCUCAGCCUUCAUGCGUUGAAGCCUCUAUAGUGAUGCAGAAGUGGUGGUGCCACAUGAAUCCCUGCCUAGAGGGUGAGGAAUGCAAGGUUCUCCCAGACUUCUCCGGAUGGUCCUGCAGCAGUGGCAACAAGGUUAAAACCACGAAGGCAAGUAAACAGAACUAACAGCACGCCUUAUCCAAUACUAAUCCCUGAGUGGCAAGAAGUGAAACAGUUUACCCUAAUCUUCUGUCGAAUCGCUGAAACAAAAACAACCAAAGCCAUCAUCUUCCGUUUGCCCAAAAUAGCAGGAAUGUUCACAGUUAUAUUUGAACACCAUAAAUAGUUCAUACAGAUUCAUUUAUAAUAUUGCCCAUAAAAACAGCUGGGAAACAAGAGGUGCACAUGCGAGCAUCGGUAAAACAGUAGUAAGAAAACAAUAUAGAAUUUGGAGAGUUUGCAGAGAUACCUUUAAUUAGAACAUUUAUACAGUGUUUAAAAUCAUGAGAGGAAUAGAUCGGGUGGAUGCAUCGAGACUCCUGCCAGAGUGGCAGAAUCGAGAGCCAGAGGUCAUAGGUUUAAGGUGAAGAGGGAAACAUUUUAUAGGAAUCUAA
This is a messenger RNA of Amblyraja radiata (thorny skate), 1862 nucleotides long. RefSeq names its product TAFA chemokine like family member 4b (gene tafa4b). The coding region runs from base 1024 to 1434 and encodes 136 amino acids. The transcript has 5 exons. Gene Ontology annotation, molecular function: receptor ligand activity. The record is from RefSeq and is a predicted model, not a curated record. NCBI's taxonomy places the organism in Eukaryota, Metazoa, Chordata, Chondrichthyes, Rajiformes, Rajidae.